AUGAGAUGCGGUCUCUGGAUUCAAUUGCUCGGGCAACUGGCAUUUUCUCUGGUGGUCUUCGGCGAGCCAAACAGAACGGAGUUAAACCAUGUUGUGGAACGUGUUUUCUCACGUCAAAAGCGCUUUGUGUUGUUUCCGAAGGGUUCGAAUUUGAAAUUUACCGGCUCUAUAAGUAAAGGUCUUCUCUCCAGCUUCCCUAAAGGCGUAGCCAUGAAUAUUGAGCAGGCCUGUUACUAUCCAGUGCCUUCGAGUCGUGAGGAUGUCUAUCCGAAACGUUUUCGACCCAGAACAACUACAACUCCAGAGCCCAAAACAACCACAGAGCCAACCUAUGUUUGGAUAGCUGGUACCGAUUGGCGAUAUAAGGCAACACCAGUUAAGAAGCCCAAGCCAUUAAGGUUACAUCAACGCAUAGACUACAGGCCCCAAACGCCCAACUACGCUGAUCCGGUAAAGUGGAAGCAAUGGUCGAAGUACAGAGAGCGCUAUGAGAAUUGGACGCCAGCAAGACCAUAUUAUGAGAAAUAUAAGCAGUCUGGAACGUGGAGCAAAUGGACAACAGCAGCGCCCAAUUGGAACAAAUAUGGCAAGCGUUGGUAUAGAUCGGUGGAAUCGCAACAAGUUGAAAGUCCAGAGGAAGAGCCUUACGAUCCCGAAACAGCGCCCUAUGAAGCUGUCACCUAUCCAGAUCUGGAGCACGUCACGGACUGGCAACAAUACCAUGGACAUCGUGAUCGUCGGCAGUUGUUCGAGCAAUUUGGAGGGUUCAGCAAGCUUCUUGGUAUCGAUACUAAAGCCUGCAUCCUGCGCGCCAUAUGCGACAGCAAGCGUUUGCUACUGCCACCAGGCUAUUCCAUGUUGCAGGAUAUAGUCCGUUUGAUCUUUACCCUGCCCACCAUUUCAGGCGUGGAGGAUGACUACAGUCGUAUGAUGCGCAUGAAUGCAGAGGAUUGUGACCGACAAUUCAGGGGUCAGUGUAAAUUAAACGUGUUGGGUGUGUUGCUUGAUGGCAAGUGGGGUCAUUGAAUAA
Drosophila montana is the source of this 1030-nucleotide messenger RNA. RefSeq lists its product as uncharacterized. The record is from RefSeq and is a predicted model, not a curated record. The transcript has 3 exons. The coding region runs from base 1 to 1026 and encodes 341 amino acids. Lineage: Eukaryota; Metazoa; Arthropoda; Insecta; Diptera; Drosophilidae.